This is a messenger RNA of Prunus armeniaca (apricot), 651 nucleotides long. The record is from the annotation of a GenBank genome assembly. NCBI's taxonomy places the organism in Eukaryota, Viridiplantae, Streptophyta, Magnoliopsida, Rosales, Rosaceae.
AUGCCUAAGCAUGGAAUACUAAGUUGUUUGGGCGGAGGUGCUCUCUACCUUCUUGGCUGGUUCUGUGACAGAUUGGUGGUCGCAAUUCGGGGAAAAGUUUUCUCGGAAACUCCCAUCAACUGUGAAAUUAGUGGUUUACAAGGUGUAGUUGUGGAGCAAAGGGAUUCUGAUCAUAAUUGCCAAUUGGUCACAGAAAGUGGUAAGAAGUUCUCCGUGAGACUUCCGGAGCUGGACGGAACAACUUGCCUUGCAUCGAACCAAGGAUGGCUUCUUUUGUUCAAGAAACAAGGUCUUGAAGGUGAAGCUGUUGGUAAUUGUGGUGGCUCUUCAUCACUGUUCUUCUUUCGGCCCUUCUCCAAAACAAAAAUAGACCUUCCGGGAUGCCCUUUCUUGGAGCUCUCUGAUCAUGUUGCAGCAUUUUCGUGUGUUCCAACUUCCCGGGAUUGCACAGUUUCUGUCAUAAACCGCGUCAAUGAUUAUGAACCGAAGCUACAUUUACUUCGCCGCGGAGCCAAGGAAUGGUUCCAAUAUGACAUUCCUUGUUCAGGUUUCAGUACAAUCAAUUGCGCUGUUUACCACACUCAAAAACAAGAAUUGUACUUUUUCGACCGUAGAGACUGUGUGCUCAUUAUCGUAUCUACUAUUUCAUAA